AUGUUAAGAGACUUAAACCAACCACAAGGUGGUGAAGCAAAUGAAAUGUCAUAUGACGACAAAUAUAGACACUUCUCCAUGGCAAAGAUGAGACAAGUUUUAAAUAUUUACAAUAGCCGUAAACAAAAAGGUUUGGGAAACCACUCCCCCGAAGAAAUGAAAAACAACCCUGACUUAGAGAAAGACUAUAUAUUUAAUAAUUUAGUCAAAAGAGACAAACAAGAAAGAAUGCCGGGCUUCAAACUUAAGAAAGGUGACAAAGUAAAAAUAGAAAUACCUAAACGCGACCCAUAUGAAAAUACUAUUGACUAUGACAACAAUGGGAACCCGACAGGUACUCACAUUCGUGUUCGUAAAAAUAGAAGAAAGUAUACAAGAGAAUAUUAUGAAGUUUUAGGCAAACAUGGCAAAAUGUACAGACUGCAAGCAGAAGAUAAAACUACUAUUGUCAGACCUCGUUUCAAACUUGUCAAAGUUCAAGGUGGUAUACUUUCAAAGACAGUUCCUAACAAAUAUAAGACAACUCCUGACGAAUAUGCUAAAGAAGUUGAAAAUGACGACUAA
Molecule: messenger RNA, 564 nt
Organism: Trichomonas vaginalis G3
Lineage: Eukaryota; Parabasalia; Trichomonadida; Trichomonadidae
Exons: 1
Coding region: 1-564 (187 amino acids)
Source: RefSeq, a predicted model, not a curated record